Cryptococcus wingfieldii CBS 7118 is the source of this 1026-nucleotide messenger RNA. RefSeq names its product 2-hydroxyacid dehydrogenase. The coding region runs from base 1 to 1026 and encodes 341 amino acids. The record is from RefSeq and is a predicted model, not a curated record. Gene Ontology annotation, cellular component: cytosol. Gene Ontology annotation, molecular function: glyoxylate reductase (NADPH) activity; NAD binding; hydroxypyruvate reductase [NAD(P)H] activity. Lineage: Eukaryota; Fungi; Basidiomycota; Tremellomycetes; Tremellales; Cryptococcaceae. The transcript is spliced from 5 exons.
AUGACUCUCGCACGAGGAUCCAAGGUGCUCUUUUUGGACUCUAUCAAGCUCGCAAAGACACAGCUUGCCGCCUUCCAGAAGGUCGCGACCGUUGUUCCGAACACAAGCACCACCCGGGAACAGUUCAUCUCCGACCUUGGGACAAAGUACAAAGAUGUGUCUGGCAUAUACCGCCAUUUCAAGGCGUCCGAGUCUAUCAAAAUCACUGGACGGUUUGAUCAAGAGCUUGUCUCCAAACUGCCUCGAAGCUUGAAGUUUAUCGCUCAUAAUGGCGCCGGAUAUGACCAGAUCGACAUCCCAGCCUGUACCACCCGCAAUGUUCAAGUUUCCAACGUCCCCACCGCCGUCGACGGCGCCACUGCCGAUACCGCUAUCUUCCUCAUCCUCUCUGUCCUUCGCCAUUUCCCACUUGCCCUUGCCCACGCCCAAGCUGGCACCUUCAAUUCCGCGCUCCCCUUGUCAAACGAUCCCAAAGGCAAGGUACUCGGUAUCGUCGGGAUGGGCGGUAUAGGCAGUGCGUUGGCGGUGCGAGCGAAGGCGCUGGGGAUGCAGGUGGUCUACCACAACAGGAAGAGGGUGGAUGCUGGAAAGGAGAAGGAGCUAGAUGUGCGGUAUGUGGGCUCUCUGGAGGAGCUUCUCAAGACGUCCGACGUCAUCUCCCUCAACCUCCCCCUCACGCCUUCCACCCACCACCUCAUCUCCACCCCCCAAUUCGACCUCCUGAAACCCACCGCCGUCUUGAUCAACACCGCCCGAGGCCCCAUCAUCGACGAAACCGCCCUGAUCCAGGCUUUGAAAGACAACAAGCUGGCAGGCGUGGGGUUGGAUGUGUAUGAAAAUGAGCCCAAGAUACCGAAGGAGCUUUUGGAUGAUCCGAGGGCGGUGUGUUUACCGCAUGUGGGGACGGUGACGGUGGAGACGCAGGAGGAGAUGGAGGCGGUUUGUUUGAGGAAUUUGGAGACGGGGUUGAGGACGGGCAAGAUGGGGUUCGUUGUGGCGGAGCAGAAGCAGCUGUUGGAAGAGUAG